AUGGACGGGCCGAGUGUGACCCAGCCGUCCGCAUCGCCGUCCUCGUCGGCGCCGACCCCCGAUCUCCCUGCCGAACGGUACAGAUCUGACCGCCCCUUGCAUGAACCUCCAUCUGAUCCUGGCACUUCAGACCUGCCUGCUCUAGCUCGUUUCGAGUUUCAGGCGGGCAGGGGCAAUGAUGGCACAAAGAUACUCAUGGUGGAAUGGAAUGCCUCCUCAGGCCCGCAGUCAUUGCUGUCUGCUUCGGGGACCUGGCAAGUUUCGUGGGAAGGCAAAACAAGUCAUGUGCCGGUCGAAGACGAGGAGACGGGGAAGAAGAAGCGUAUUUAUUUCCUGCUGCCGCCAGGGGCAGCCGUCCCCUCGGUCAUUACCAUCGCGCACCCAGAUGGAACUGCUUUCACCACCAAGUCACUGCCGGCUCUCUUCCCUCCAGGCCUAGGUGCUGGAAACUCAGUGAUUGGGGCAAGAGGCAUAUUGCAUACUAUCUGGGCCAAGAAGAGACUUGCCGAGCUGGAGGACGAAAUUGUUUCUGAAAUGAAGACAAAUUCAGAAGGCAUUGGGCUAGAGAUAGCCUACCAAGAGCGCCAGUGGAUCGUUGAACAAUUUGGUGUGAACCUCAAAGUCAACAUGGGUGUCAGUGGCAGUACCCCGGCGGUUGCACCUGCACCCCGGGCUCCGUCUAGUUCUAUGUCGCCAAAGUCACCUAUUGGAGGGAAGGUCGGUCAGAAGCUCAAGGGACUAAAGCUGGCAACAUCGGCGGCGGACCUGGUGGUUGGCCGAGCUGCAGUUUCCUCCUUUCCGACCUUUGCACGGCAGGGCCAUUCCAAGGUUCGUGGCGAUGCUGCCGCCUCGCUGGAUGCUGUACUGGUUAACAACGAAGCCUACGUGGAGGGGAACGAGUACGACCAAGAAGAAGAUCUCUUUGCACUUCCUAUGAGCCCCCGCAGCCCCGACAUGGGACGAAGUCCAUUCAGCCUCGAGUAG
Molecule: messenger RNA, 984 nt
Organism: Colletotrichum chrysophilum
Lineage: Eukaryota; Fungi; Ascomycota; Sordariomycetes; Glomerellales; Glomerellaceae
Exons: 2
Coding region: 1-984 (327 amino acids)
Source: RefSeq, a predicted model, not a curated record